UCAUGCUAAGCAAACAAACAUUUAUUGGUGGAAAAAAAGAGAGAAUGGGAAACAAACAACAUUUAUAGAAAUUGUCAAAAUUUACAAUAAGGAAACAAAUGGAAAAUUUGGGAAAAAAUAGCACCAAAAUACGCGCUUGAAUUCAUCGCAUAAGCUCUAAACACAAACUCUGUAUCUAUUGAAAUCAUCACUGCUACAAAAAGGUCACCGGAAACCAUGGCGUCACCGUCGUCAACGGCGGCGACAAACGUCAUGUUAGCAAUCUUCGAGAAGAAAACCGUGUCACUCGAUCUCUACCGUCCAUUACGAAACUACAUCGCUUUCAACUACUCCGAACGGGAAGCUCAAAACCUCGAAGAUGAUCUCCAAACUCUCAAGCAAUACCGCUCCGAAAUCGAACGCGUUCCGGCCGAUUCGCUCCCUGCUCGCCGUGACAUUCUGCAAAAUUACUAUAAAGCCCUCUGUGCUGUUGAAUCUCGUUUUCCGAUCUCACCUGAUAAAGAUCACAUCAAUUCCGUGUUUUUUACUUGGUACGAUACUUUCAAGAACAAGCAGAAAGCUGUGCAGCAGAAUAUUCAUCUAGAGAAAGCUGCAGUUUUGUUCAAUCUGGGAGCAGUGCACAGUCAGAUGGGUUUGAGUUUGGAUCGAUCAGCUGUGGAGGGGCGAAGGCAGGCAUCACAUUCCUUUAUUGCUGCAGCUGGGGCUUUUGCGUUCCUGAGAGACAAUGUGGCAAUGAAGGCAUCAAUGGGUAGCUCCACCACGGUUGACAUGUCAGUGGAAUGUGCUGGGAUGUUGGAAAGACUCAUGCUAGCUCAGGCUCAGGAGUGCGUUUUUGAGAAUACUAUUGCCAAGGGAAGCACCCCUGGAGUCUGUGCAAAGAUUUCAAGACAGGCAGGGAUUUAUUACGAGGAAGCUUUGGCAGCAUUAAAUGUUGCACCUCUGAACUACCACUUUGACAAGGGUUGGCUGGCUCAUGUUCAGCUCAAGGCAGCCUUGUUUUAUGCUGAGGCCUGCUAUAGGUACGGUAUGGAGCUCCACGAUAAAGAAGAAAUUGCAGAGGAAAUUGCGAGGUUGAAGAGUGGGAUUAGUGCAUUGUCUGAGGCCAAAAAAACAUCACCAAGGGGAGCAGCGCAGCAGCUCUUGGAUGCAAUUAAUAAGCUCGAGGCUAAUUUAAAUCAAAACUUGGCGAGAGCUGUGAAGGAGAAUGAUAGAGUAUACCUCAUGAGAGUUCCUCAAGCCAGUUCUCUGGCUCCUCUUCCAGCAUUUUCAUUGGUCAAGCCUAUGCCAAUGAAUGAUGUCCUGGAUGCAAGCAAGGAGAAGAUGUUUGCCAGUCUUGUUCCUGAUAACAGCGCUAAAGCUCUUUCCAGGUACACCGAAAUGGUUGAUGACGUCAUUAGGUCUCAAGCUGAGAGAUUGCAACGGGGAAGUGAGCUAGCUCGAGUUAGGCUCAGGGAAAUGGACUUGCCUGAUUCUAUUCUUGCUUUGGAGGGAAACUUGACUCUGCCCAUGGCCUUAAAAGAAGAUGUAGAGGCAGUUCAAGUUUGUGGUGGUCCAGCUGGUUUAGAAGCUGAGCUGCAGCAGCUCAAAGAUCUGAAGAGGGUGAACCAGGAAUUACUGGUCCAAACUGAGGAGCUUUUGCAAAAAGAAGCAACAGAAGAUUCUCAAUUUAGAAGUCAAUUUGGAACACGAUGGACAAGGCCUCAAUCUAGUACUCUAACAAAGAACCUACAGGACAGAUUGAACAGGUUUGCAGGUAACUUGAAGCAAGCUGCAGAGAGUGAUGCCAGGAUUGAACGAUCUGUGAGGGAUCAUGCAGCACUCAUGUCAAUCCUUGAUCGCCAUCCAAUUGAAUCAGCUCUUCCAACCUUGGCAAGACCAAUCAUGUCGUUGGAUGCCAAUGAAGACGCCAUUGCGGGAGCUCUGAAGCAGAGCUUGGUAAGACGAGUUAGCCAGGCUACAUUGUGUUACUGUUCUUGCUACAACGUUACCCGGUACUUGUGCUGGUGGGAGGUAGCUGGUGGAAUAGUUGAGAGACAAUUAGAAGGUCUUGGUGCUCAGCGGGCAGGGCUCGAAGAUAUGCUGAAAGAGAUGAAGAGGAAGGAUGAUAUACUUCCUAAGCUGAUGACAUCCACUGGUUCCCAUGAGGAUCUAUUCAGAAAGGAGAUUGCAAAAUAUGAUCAUAUUUGUGAAGAAAUUGCACAGAACCUUGAGGCGCAAGAACAACUGUUGCUGCAAAUUCAGACUCAAAAUGAGGAUUUUGCUUCCAUUUUCAAUCUUGAGGAUUAUAAAGCAUCCCGCGAGCGAAUCUAUAAGCAAAUUGAAGCUGCCAUUUCAAAAUACCGAGAAAUAAAGGAGAAUAUCAAUGAGGGAUUGAAGUUCUAUGUUACACUUCAGGAUGCGAUCACAAAUGUAAAGCAACAGUGCAGUGAUUUUGUGAUGACAAGAAACAUACAGUGUCGAGAAAUGAUGGAUGAGGUUCAGAGACAAAUUUCAGGUCUCAGUUUCCAGGACAAUAAAGGUUCAAAUGGCUAUAAUUAUACUUCUGUUCCUCAGUCCCAUCAGGUGCCAAGAUCCAAUCCCCAACCGCCAACAGACCCUGCGAAUAUGCCCAACGCUGUUCGACCCCAGACUCCUACUUACCACCCCCCUCAGCAGCCCGCAAUGGCUGGUAACCCACAGCAGCCCACGAUGCCUGGUUAUACUCAAAAUCCUCCACCUUAUGGUCCUCCUCAGCAGCCUACACCGCCUUACCAUUUGCAAGCUUCCGGUCCCCCAUAUCCACCGCCUCAACAUCAACAACAACCACCACCGAGCCAUGAUUAUGGCCAACCUGCGUAUCCUGGAUGGCGGGGUCCCUACUAUAAUGUACCUCCACAGCAACCUGCACCUCCUCAGCAACCGGGUUCUAUGCCUCGACCUCCUUAUACCGUCCCUUCUCCAUAUCAUCCUCCUCCCCAUCAGAGUGGCUAUUACCGGCAAUGAUAAUUUUCCUAUUUGUCUUCAUGUGCAUCCUUGACAAUUUUGGUCUCAGUAAGUUUUUGAGUCAUUCUCUAAAGGGGAUUCGAUACCCUUGUGGUCCGGCCCUUCCCUGGACCCCGCUCAUAGCGAGAGCUUAGUGCACCGGGCUGCCCUUUUUCUCUAAAGGGGAUUCGAUCAGGUAGUCUUCUCCAUUGAUGGUAGUCUUCUCCAUUGAUGCUAGCUCUCCAUUGGCUCACAUUACAACUUAUGCAAGUUAAUACAUCUAGGUUUACCUGUUUGUAUAGGUUUGGUCUCUUUGUAUGAUCAUGCUCUAUUCAGUGCAACUCUACUCAAAUGUAUUUUGGAUCAGUAAGUUAAAAUUAUAGCGCUUAGUAAAGAAUAAGGCGUGAUGUUUAGGUGUUUAUUGACCUCCCUUCCAUUGUUUAAGAACAUGAGCAUAUACAACUUAACUAGAUAGAACACUAUACUGGUGAAAACCUACUAUAAAUUUACUCCACCUAUAUGGAUUUCAACAA
Nicotiana attenuata is the source of this 3494-nucleotide messenger RNA. RefSeq names its product ALG-2 interacting protein X-like. The coding region runs from base 217 to 2982 and encodes 921 amino acids. Gene Ontology annotation, molecular function: protein binding. The record is from RefSeq and is a predicted model, not a curated record. Gene Ontology annotation, cellular component: endosome. Gene Ontology annotation, biological process: protein transport to vacuole involved in ubiquitin-dependent protein catabolic process via the multivesicular body sorting pathway. NCBI's taxonomy places the organism in Eukaryota, Viridiplantae, Streptophyta, Magnoliopsida, Solanales, Solanaceae. The transcript has 10 exons.